Molecule: messenger RNA, 1276 nt
Organism: Calliphora vicina (urban bluebottle blowfly)
Lineage: Eukaryota; Metazoa; Arthropoda; Insecta; Diptera; Calliphoridae
Product: zinc finger protein 429-like
Exons: 4
Coding region: 4-1269 (421 amino acids)
Biological process (GO): regulation of transcription by RNA polymerase II
Molecular function (GO): RNA polymerase II cis-regulatory region sequence-specific DNA binding; DNA-binding transcription factor activity
Source: RefSeq, a predicted model, not a curated record
CCCAUGUUAUGUCAAAAUUGUUUAAAUGGUUUACAAAAUGUUCAUGCCUUAAUUUUGAGAGCCUUGGAGUCGCAUAAAUAUUUUGAGGAAAGAAAUCUUAAUAAUUUACAAAUUGUUUAUGACUCUGAAAACACUGAAGACGUUACAAAAUAUACCCCAACAGAAUUUGAAACUGUAUUAUUAGAUCAAAUAGAAGUAGAACCUACAAAGGAACAUGAUGUCUAUAAAAAGCCUAAUGAAAAGUAUAAUCUUAAAUCUGUGGACACUCGAAGAUGCAAGAGAAUAAAACAGAUUUCAAAAUGUAUUAAAACAAAAGAGAAUGUUGUUGAACUUCAAAGUAUUCCUGCAUUAAAUUCUAAUAAUUCUAAAGAUAAAUUGCUACUACUACUGAGCGCUUCUGUUACAAGUUUUGGAAAAAAAGACAAAUCUAAACGUAAACUAAUAAAACAAAAUAACACUUGUGAUAUCAAUAAUGAGGAUUUAAGUAUAUCAGAUGAAAAUACAGAACAUGCUAAAGAAAUACCAAAUAUAAAGUUAGAAAAGGUUACGUUGGAUGACAAAAUCGAAAAUUGUAGUACACAAGUGAAUAUUAAAAAUAAAAGUAAGGUAAAAGAGGCUGAAGACUCCAGAAUGUGUUCUAUUUGCUCUAAAAUAUGCCGCAGCAAAUAUGCAGUACAAGAGCACGAAAAAACACAUGUAGAAAAUCGAGAACGCAAAGAAACUUGCAAAGUGUGUGGACUUAAGUUUUAUGACAAAAAAAAUCUCUAUAUUCAUAGACGAAUACACAAUGAAAAUCGGGAAAAGAAGCACAAUUGUGAGUUUUGUAAUAAAGCUUUCUUUAAUAAGGGUGCACUUAAUAUACACCGACGAAUACAUUUGGGUCAAAUGAUACCCUGCAGUUUAUGUUCAAAACAAUAUUUUCGUCAAAUCGAUUUAGAGAGACAUAUGAUUUCACAUUCAACUACAACCAUUAGUUCUGAUGCAAAAAGAAGAACAAAAUAUUUCGUACGCUGCAAACAUUGUGACAAAUCCAUACUUAGUACGAAUUUUAAAUCUCACAUGGCUGCCCAUUUAAAUGCGCCUUUAAUGAAAUGUUCCAUUUGUAAUAGGGAGUUUUUCCGACGGAGAAGCUGUGUUCUCCAUGUGAAAAAAAUCCACCAGAAAACUAAUGAGGAUUACAACGAUUUUAUUAUACGGUACACUAACAAUCGAAUAUCACGUCUAUUUUUAGAGCAAACUGCGGAUAUACUACAGUCUGAUGGUGAAUAACAUUUAA